Molecule: messenger RNA, 6579 nt
Organism: Danaus chrysippus (African queen)
Lineage: Eukaryota; Metazoa; Arthropoda; Insecta; Lepidoptera; Nymphalidae
Source: the annotation of a GenBank genome assembly
AUGAAUCUCGCUGUGAGAUUUGACGAAGAAAACAUGCCGGCGCCGGCGUCAUGUAUGAGCGCUGAGCAUGGCUGCGUUAUGUUCGACUGUUUGGUGCAUUUGUGGGAAUGGAUCGAUCCACCGGUGACACAGACGGACUAUCAGAUGGAGAAUAAAAAAAAUGUAACAGCGACCCAACAGCCGGUGACGCAGCAACAUCUCAUGGCGCAUCAUGUCCAUCCUGACCAGAUAUAUUCACCCCAACAGACGCAGUUACCCACACUCGUUAAUAAUCAGGCAGCGCAAAUCCAACAGAAUGGCGUCAUGCAUCAACUAUUACAAAGCCAAUAUCACUCGAAUAUGAAUGCACGAUCGCCACUCCUUGAAAACAAGCACGAGAUGUAUGGAACUGGACAUAAUCACGACUAUGUUAGACAUUACGGGGCGAAUGACAAUUAUAAUUAUCCGCAAUCACCGCCCAGAAUUGAAAGAACCGAGAUUCACACAGAUCACAACGUAAAUCACGAACUGCUCCAGAAUAUGCCUAAAGGUUACAACGCUGAAGUAUAUCAAGAUUAUAUGAAACGAAACCCACCGAAAGAUAAUAACCAAAUAUAUCAAAACCAUCAACCUAUGUAUAGACCUAACAUGAACCAGUACGGUUCCAAGCCGUAUCUUCCUUAUUCAAACAGAAUAGGGCCCCAAAGUAACACGGAAUUAUUGAGGAGGCAGUAUAAUGAAAUUCAACAGAUGAAAAUGCAACAACAGAUGCAUUAUCAGAAUCAAGCUCAGAUGCAUCAACAGCAAAAAUUCGCUGAACGACAACUACUACUGCAGCAAAUUCAUGGAGUACAACCGCCACCGAAUUUGCAGAACAGCAUUUAUUCGGACAGUUCCUACAGAGAUUUAGAUCGAUAUAGUAGUAAAAACGACUUCAAGGAAUACAGCAGUAAUGAUAUACAACGAGAUAUGGAGAGAUACGCCAAGAACUAUGAUUACAACGACAUGGACAUACAAAACAGACAGUAUCAGGAGAAUCAAUGGCAAACAAAUCAUAACGAUUAUAGGGAAUCCGAAAGGCAAAGAUACUCGGAACACGAGAAAUCAAAAAGCCAAUCCCCACCAUCUGACUAUAGCAACCAAAAGACCAAUUCAGGAGUCGUAUCUCCUAUGAAAUCUAGUGAAUCUAGUACUCCCAGUAUAAAAUCCCCUUCAUCUGAUAGUAGGAGAAGUAGUAGCGGCACUCAAGCAUUACGUUCACCGACUGCCCAACGAAUACCGUCAGCACCAGUCACUAUGUCCGGAAUGCUCUACAAACAGGGCUCCGAUGGCCUUAAAGUUUGGAGGAAGCGGUGGUUCGUGCUGUCUGAGUACUGUUUAUUUUACUACAAAAGUCAAGACGAGGAGAAGUUACUGGGCUCCGUAUUAUUACCGUCAUACAAAGUAUCAGCUUGUAGCGCAGAGGAUAAAGUGAUGCGGAAGUUUGCUUUUAAACUGGAGCAUGCGAAUAUGCGUACAUACGUGUUAGCGGCUUUGGACCAGGAAGCCAUGAUGAAAUGGGUGAAGGCGCUUACAAUGGCCGCGUUAAUGCAAAAUACUAAUGAACAGAAACAAAAUGACCGAUCAGCGAAAUCAGAGGAAAGUAAUGAAGAAGCCGGACCAACUUAUGCAAACGCACCACCAAAACCGAGACGAUCCAACGAUGGAUAUAAUUCACCUAGCCCAGAUAUGUACGAUCCAAAUUACGAUCUCCUUAGAAAACCAGCAUCACAAUACAGCCAAGGCACUAGUCACACUAGAACAAACUACAUACAGGAAACAUACCGCAGUCCACAGAAUCCAUUACAAUCUCCAUAUCAAACAAAACGUUCAUACGACAUGCAACAACUGUCACUACCAUUAACAAAUACAACUGAGAAUUUAGACAAUCAAAAUGUAUCUAUAUAUAAAUCUAACCCACAAUCUCCUUAUGAUAAUAGGUUGAGAAACCAACACACUAAAGAGGACGAAGAAAAAAUUGAAAGUCUAUACGAUAAGAAGCCUAAUUACAAUCCAUUCUUACAAGAUUAUUCUGGACAAGAGAGGCAAUCUCAAGACAACGAAGAUGUUAGUCGUGUGACAGCAGAUAUGAGCAAAACAUCUAUAUACAGUGAAAACUAUUCUGAUAACAGAAGCAUUAAGUCACACGAUCCCAAUGUAUACAACAGGGAAAUGUACGGAGAUGUUAAUAUGAAGAAUAAUAAAACUAACACUAAUAUGAACGAACGUACUCCUGAAACGUACGGAAGAACGAACGCAUCAGCUUAUAAUGAGAAAAUAGGAGAUUACGAAGAUAUAUACAGCGCGUACAAUAAUGACAAUGGAAAACUAUUCCCGAAAUCUCCAAAUCCAUCGCAGUCUAGAGAUACUGUUAGUCUCUCCAGUCAUAAGUCACCGCAAGAACAAAAUACGAAUUACGUACAGGAGAAAACUUUCUCUGGACCAUCCGUUCUAAGGAGGAAAAAGAUGCAGGCGAGUGGCAUUCAACCGACGAUGCCGCGACCUCACAGCGCUGACUUUUUAGAAUAUGAAUCCAAAAACGAAGCCCUCAACAAUGCGAUACCAAUAAGAAAAACUAACGAACAAACCAAACAACCGCAACGCCCUAAAUCUAGUUUAGACAUCAAUUCCUAUUACGAUCCGAGUUCAGAUAAAUACUAUUCAGAGGAGAGCUACGCAGAAAAAAUGCGGCAAUCCGCUCAAUACUUACAACAACAGAAUAUGGGUCCCAAAAAUAUACGUAUUCCUUUAGAGAAAUACGCAAGCGGACUGGCUGAGAAACAGCUACAUUCACCGUACAACCAAAAUAACAAUAAUAACUAUGAAACAGAAUUCAACGUCAAUAGAACAAUACGAGAUCAAACGAACUAUGCGUCUAAAAUACAAGACCAUGAAGGAAUGAAUUCAAAUUGGACCUUAAAAGAAAAAGAUCUAGAAAACCAGAAGGAAUAUUUAAAUAGAAGUGGCAGUGUUAUGAGCGAUGGUUCAAAUGUUAGUGCUAUCAUAAAAGAUUCUAGAUUCGAUCCCAGUUCCGAAGGUUUCAUGAGAUCAGCAAGCGCCAGACUGCCGUCGGAAAGAGACAGAGAUAAAAAAGUGCAACAGCGCGAGGAAUCUAUGAAAAGGCUUUUAGAAUGGAAACAGAGGAUGUUACAAUCGCCUCUAACAAGGAAAAGUACGCCAGCGACUAUCUCUUUAGCAAGAUCCUUGAACCAGAGCCGACAAUCGUUGAGAUCUGAUCAAUAUAAACCCAAGACAUAUAAGAACGCUUCAUACAACAGCUACUCUUCAGAUGAUGAAGAAGAAUCACCGGGCACUGAACUGCAAAAUAUGGGAAAUAUGCAGGCAGGAAGGUCCGAUUUAAUAAAUAUCACAUGUCCUACCUUAAUGCAGACAAGUCCUCCGCACGCUGUACAUUCAAAUAUAUUAAAUGAUAAAACCGACAUGACCGAUAACAUUGUCGAAAACAUUACCAAAGAUAUAGAAAAUACGUAUGAGAAUAUUUUAUGUAGUGGCGAAAUGACCAAGACAGAAGUCUGUGAUAAUAUUGAAUUAGAAGAUGAAGUUGAAACUAUGAAUAACACGGAUUAUAAUUUAGAAAAUGCUGUUGAUGUUGAUGAAGGUGGUUAUGUGACAAAUGACAGCGAAGCAGAAUCAGAAACACAACUAGAAUAUACUGAUAAUGAUUUAGAUGAAGUGUUAUUAGAAUCUGAUAUUGAAGUUGAAGAUGCAAAAGGUAAUGUGGCUGAAGUGAAAACAGUAUCUACAUUGGAAGAAACUUUUGACAAGGUUGAACCUGAACAACUUCCUGCUCGACCAUUUGGAGAAGAUCAUUACUUGCCUAUGAGUCCACGCAAAAUGUCAGCUAUAGAACCAGCUCACAAGACAAUAAUAGAUAAUUUGAGUGAUUAUGAGCAUGCCUCCAAACAAAAUUAUGAAGAUAAUCACUACGUUGAAAUGAAUUUAGGCACUGAUGAUGACAGUAUGCAAACUUACGAAUUGGUCUGUGUCAAUAAUGGAAGAGUUGAGCCAGUUUACAUGGAACUAAAUAAUAUUGUACCAGAAAAGAGUAAUACAGAAGAUACAAGUAAAUCAAAUAGUUUAUCAGAUACGACAUCACAUUUUGCAGAUACAAAAGAACAAACACUUAAAAGAAUAUCCAAAGGAGAUAAGAAUGCAAAAGAAAAAUUGGAGUUUUCUGAUGUUGAAGAAGAUCCGAACAGUUCAAAACUUUCUCUUGAUUCACCAUUUAGUAGAUUCAGUAUUUCUGAUACGUUUAGACCAGCGUCUUAUUAUUUGAGUGGAAGUAGAACCAUUUUGGAUAGACAAGAUAGUUCAGACAGUGACAUUCCAUCAUCAACACCGAUAUUUAAUUCGCCGUCCGAGGAUAACUUACUCGAUGAGGAACUUUCACGUUAUAUUUUGGACAAAUUAGACAAAUCAGAUAUUUCACAAGACAAUUCAAUUAUAAAAAUGUUGACCAGUGAGAACCAAAAAAUGAAUAAAAUGAAAAGGAAAACCACGUCUCUUAUGAUUUAUGGAAGUCGGACGUCAAUUCAUGAUACUUUAACUAGAGGAGAAAAAGUUCGUAAUAGUAGAGCAAGUUUGACAAACGAUUUAAAUAAAACGAUCGGAUCAGCGUGUAGUUUGUUGAGUAAUUCAAAUAUAGAACAAAAUGAUCCAAAUAUCACAGAAACAGAAUCUCUUAAAAGUUACAAUGCAGAUAAAGGAUCUUCAAGAUUAUCUAUAGAAUCAGAUGUGAGUAGCAAAUUUGAUAUGGCAACCUCAAAUAUUUCUUCUGAGAUUCAAAGCCUCAUAGAUUCGGAUUCAUUGGUUGACCUUCGCCAUCCAUACGGGUUUCGCAAUUUAGAAGACAUUAAAAGAAGACCGCUAUCAGAUGACUCCUUGUUUGAGUUAACAGAAACAGAAAAUUAUGUUUCCAGUGAAUCAAUGCCUGCAGUUAAUCUAGAUACAUAUUUACAAAGAUUACAAGAAGGCACUAGUGACUCAAGUUUAAAUAAUGAUAACGAUUACUCUAAUAAUAAUAGGAAUAAAGAAUUUUUACAAGAAAACAAUCUACUAUUGGACCGUAUUCACACGGUAGUUUCACACACUAGAUCCUCAAGUACUCCUGUUAAAAGUGCUGCAAAAAAUUCGGAUAAAAAUAGUUUGGGAGCUCGUCAUAAAUAUACCACGGAUCAUGGAUAUGAUUUUGCAGAUUCACAAAGUUCUUGUAGUUCUACAGGAAUACCUAAAUCUCCUACAUCAUUUUAUAGAAAGAACUGUCAUGAAAACACCUUAAUGAGAAAAAAUCUGAACAGUGAUGUUCUGGUGGAUAAAAUAAAAGAAUUCGACAAAGAUAAGCUGGCCCAAAGAACUGAUAACGGAACUUCUUCUUCAUCUGUCACAACUGGCUUUCAUAGUAGAGAGAGCUCCACGGAACAUAGUGCGCCAUACUAUUAUUCAGAUCUAUCUUCUCAAGAACACAUUAACGUUUUGCCAACUUCACAUUAUUUAAAAAAGACUAAUAUCCAUCGUAAGCUCAAUAAUCAAAGACGAAGAGGUCCGAUGCACAAAAAUAAUGAAAUCAGCCACAUAAGAAAUCCAAUUCGUAAUAAUCAAGUAUCAGAUCAACAAUUCGACUUAGUCGCAUCAGCGAGGAGUGUGUCAGUAGAAUUUUUAAGUGUGGUUGAAAAGAAUCCAGAUAUAGAUCUCAAAAAUAUAUACGUAUCAACGGGCGGUAAAACAUCUAAAAUACCCGAAUCAUUGAGUUUAAUAUCUAGUCUUGGAUGUAAAAAUAGUACAAAGAAAAAGAAUCUGAAUUUAGAUUUAUUAGAAGAUGCAAACAUCUCCAACCAUAGCAAUGUGAACACCUCUAUACCAGUUUCUUCCGAGAGUAUGUCAUCACACUGUAGUGGGAAUUCCUCAAACACUGUUUAUUAUGACGCCGAAACAGAAGCGAAUGCAUACGAAAACGUGUUGUAUCACGGAGAGAAACACUGGGAUGAAGAUAUUAUAUGGAGAGAUAAUUUAAGACGUGUAUCGCAUAGACACGCAAGAUCUAUGGAUGAUUUGGAUACAAUGCCUACAGAUAGCGUACAGAAUGGAUCGUACGUCAACACAUCUUCAAUGAAUAGUAUUAAACGUAUCAAGAAAUGUAGUCCCGAUAAGAGUAAAAAGAUUGCUACCUACGUCAAUUGUGAUAUUCAAAGCCUAGUCCAAAGGCGGAAUAUAGAAGCCACUAUUUCUAAAUGUGACGAAAACGAUGAGAACGAUGUGUAUGUAAGUCUAGCGAACGAUUCCGAACUACCUGAAUCUAUAGAAGGUGUCUAUGAACAGCUAGCUAUCGAUACUAGUGAACAGUCGCGUAAUAAUAAUGAAAAAAAUAGAAAGAAAUUUGAAAUUGAUAGGGAAAAUCUUAGACAGUGGGACUUAAUGUCUAGUGGUCUUAUGAAAGAUAAAAAAGGACGCGUGCGGAGUACCGUUGCAAGUAGGGACAAUAGUGAUGAACACCGUAUAAUAGAAAAUGGUACUGAAAGUACAAGCAAUGAAGGUAUCCUAUAG